AUCUGGAGGGGAAGAAGGUGUGUGGAGUACAAACAGUACCCAAUGGUCCUACAAUAUAUGCUGUUGUGAUCCCAGAAUUUUGUAUAGAAAUGGCCUGCAGCUGGCAGUAUUAUUGGAAGUGAAAGGAAGCUACAUUUCUAUAGCUCUUAAUAUUGAGACAAUAACAGUAGCUGAUAUCAAAAACCUGGAGUAUAAUAGAAAUUCAGGGGUCUAAAACAUUCUAAGUAACUCCCUCUUGUUGGUACCAAUGAGCACACGACCAUUAUAUAUCACAAGGUCUUUCCUUUGAGGGAUAGAAGAUGGGGCUUUGUGGGUUCAGAAUUAUUUAGGUGUUGAAAUAGAUAAAACCCUGAUUUGGGGCUCUAUUGUGGCCAUAGGACUUACUGGAUGAGGCUUUUCCUUUUAUAGGCUGAGAGCCUUCUUUGGGAUUUGUAUAAAAUGAACACAGAGAUGUGACCAGAUGUGAGUUCAGGGAUUUUAUGAGCAAAAGAGGGAGACAUGUAAACCCCCACCCUCUCUAUAGACUGUGACUGGUCUGGAUCUCCCAGCAGGACAAAUCAAACAUGGAAAGAGGAAACCACACAAGUGUCUCUGAGUUUAUCCUCUUAGGGCUGUCCAGCCAGCUGGAGAGGCAGGAGCUGAUCUUUGGGCUCUUCUUUGUCAUGUACCUGGUUGCAGCAGCAGGGAACUUGCUCAUUAUUCUGGCCGUUGGCUCAGACUCUCAUCUCCACACGCCCAUGUACUUCUUCCUCAGCAAUCUCUCUCUGGUGGACUUCUGCUUCAUCUCUGCCACAGUCCCCAAGAUGCUUAUGAACAUCCAGAUGCAGAUUCAGUCCAUUUCCUAUGGUGGCUGCCUAGCCCAGAUUUACUUUUGCAUUUUACUUGCCAACAUGGACAACUUCCUCCUGACAGCAAUGGCUUAUGACCGCUAUGUGGCCAUCUGCCACCCUCUGCACUACUCCAUCAUGAUGAGCCUCCAAAUCUGUGCCCUUAUGCUGGGAAGCUCCUGGCUCAUCGCCAACUUCCAUUCCCUACUACACACCCUCCUCAUGGCUCGGCUAGAGUUCUGUGCCAGCAAUGUCACGCCUUACUUCUUUUGUGACCUCAUUCCCUUGCUCCAGUUGUCCUGUUCCAACACCCAACUCAACCAGCUCAUGAUUCUGCUGGUGGGGGGCUUGAUCAUCCUCAUUCCCUUCCUUGGAAUUCUUGUCUCCUACAUCCACAUUGUGUCUGCUGUACUCAAGGUCCCAUCUGCUCAGGGUAAACAAAAGGCCUUUUCUACCUGUGGCUCCCACCUCACUGUAGUCAUUCUCUUCUAUGGUACCAUUACAGGGGUCUACCUCAGUCCCUCAUCCUCUCACUCAGCUGAGAAGGAUUCACCGGCUUCAGUGAUGUACAUGGUCGUGACACCCAUGCUGAAUCCUUUUAUGUACUGCUUGAGGAACAAGGACAUAAAGGGAGCUCUAAGGAAACUGCUCAGCCUGAAGGCUUUAUUUUGCAGGCUGUGA
This is a messenger RNA of Loxodonta africana (African savanna elephant), 1508 nucleotides long. Its product is annotated as putative olfactory receptor 1F12P. Gene Ontology annotation, biological process: G protein-coupled receptor signaling pathway. The transcript has a single exon. NCBI's taxonomy places the organism in Eukaryota, Metazoa, Chordata, Mammalia, Proboscidea, Elephantidae. Gene Ontology annotation, molecular function: olfactory receptor activity; G protein-coupled receptor activity. Gene Ontology annotation, cellular component: plasma membrane. Bases 564 to 1508 code for a protein of 314 amino acids. The record is from RefSeq and is a predicted model, not a curated record.